Molecule: messenger RNA, 3280 nt
Organism: Paramisgurnus dabryanus
Lineage: Eukaryota; Metazoa; Chordata; Actinopteri; Cypriniformes; Cobitidae
Source: RefSeq, a predicted model, not a curated record
AAGAGAGAGAGAGAGAGAAACAGAGAGACAGGCAAUGGAAGAGAGGGUGGUGCUGUAGCUCUAGCAGACGGAUACGGAUAAGGCAGUGCAUCUCACUGGAUAUCAAAUAGCAUCUUUUCUUUCACAUAUGAUCCCAUCUAAAGGACAUCUAGAUCAGAGCAUCACAGGCUUUUGCUUGUUUUAUUUGAGAAACGGAGGAUUUGCCUCCUGGCAACCAGCAGUGGAGAUGCUCUUGUAAUUGGAUUCAGCUGGAACGGCUUCAGACCACAAGGAGAUCUGCUUAGGUGUCUCGGUAACACAGCCUGACAAGAGUGCAUAGAGAAGAGUUUCUGUGAAACGUGUCGCACGCAGAUCCUCGCAAUGGGCGAUAAGGGCACAAGGACUUUAGAAGGCGUGAAGCUGAGAUCAGCUGACAGAAGAGCUGCUUCACCUGUAGCCUGGGUGUUCAAGAAAGCAAGUCCGAAUGGAAAGUUAACUGUGUACCUUGGUAAGAGGGAUUUUGUUGACCAUGUGGACCUUGUAGAGCCUGUUGAUGGUGUGGUUUUAAUUGAUCCAGAGUACUUAAAGGAGAGAAAAGUUUUUGUGACACUGACAUGUGCCUUUCGCUAUGGGCGCGAGGACUUGGAUGUUCUCGGGUUGACAUUUCGCAAAGACCUCUUUGUGGCCAACAUUCAAGCAUUUCCUCCGGUGCCUGAUGAUAAAAAGAGCUUAACACGUCUUCAAGAGCGACUGAUAAAGAAACUUGGAGAGCAUGCCUAUCCCUUUACCUUUGAGAUUCCGCCGAAUUUACCCUGUUCUGUAACAUUACAGCCAGGACCAGAAGAUACAGGGAAGGCUUGCGGAGUCGACUUUGAAGUCAAAGCUUUCUGUGCAGAAAAUGUUGAAGAAAAAAUUCACAAAAGGAAUUCAGUACGUCUUGUCAUCAGAAAAGUGCAGUAUGCUCCAGAGAAGCCAGGCCCACAGCCAAUGGCUGAGACCACGAGACAGUUUCUCAUGUCAGACAAACCUUUACACUUGGAAGCCUCUCUUGACAAAGAGAUAUACUAUCAUGGUGAACCUAUCAGUGUCAACGUCCACGUGACAAACAACACAAACAAGACUGUAAAAAAAAUGAAGAUUUCAGUGCGUCAAUAUGCGGAUAUUUGCCUCUUCAACACUGCCCAGUACAAGUGCCCCGUGGCGACAGAGGAAUCAGAUGAUAUUGUGGCUCCCAGUGCUACAUUUUGUAAAGUAUACACUCUUACCCCAUUCCUGGCCAACAACCGAGAAAAACGUGGCUUGGCUUUGGAUGGCAAACUCAAACAUGAAGACACAAAUUUAGCCUCGAGCACAUUGUUGAGAGAAGGAGCCAAUAAGGAAAUUCUGGGCAUAAUUGUGUCUUAUAAAGUUAAAGUGAAGCUGGUGGUGUCUCGCGGAGGGCUGCUGGGAGAUCUUGCCUCAAGUGACGUUGCUGUUGAACUCCCCUUUACAUUAAUGCAUCCCAAACCUUUGGAGGAAUCAAUCUACAGAGAUGCUCCAGGAAAUGAUGCCCCCAUUGACACAAACCUCAUUGAAUUUGACACAAAUGAUGAUGACAUCAUCUUUGAGGAUUUUGCUCGACAACGGCUGAUCGGGGCGAAAGACGACAAAGACGAAGAUGACGAGGGUGCAGAUUCGCCCAAGCUGAAUGACAGAUAGAUGAAACACAGAGCGUUUCCUGUGUCAUGAGAUACGAGAGACCCUUUUUAAAUAACCUGGGUUAAAGUGGGACACCCUUUAACACACGCACACACACAAACACAGUGGUGCCGUUGUUGUGUACUUGUUCACAUUCGUCUCUUCCAUCCUGCAAGGGUGUAAAAUAAAACUUAAGUGUAGAAAAAUGUCACGUGGAAGUGAUUAGAAGGUGAGGUUUUAGUUGAAAGGGCCACCACUGAGUGCCUCUGAUACGUGCGGUUGUGGCGAAGGCAGUUCAUCAUAGCUAAAGCAAACGUCAGUGCUAGCAUGCCUUUGUUGUUGCUUUGUUUUAUAGAUUCUUCCUUUAAUUAGGACAAAGAAGUAACUGAAACCAUAUAUUUAAUGUAUGAAAUUUCUUUGACUGUAAGAAGAACUGGAUUAAGUAUUUUUAUUGUAAAAGCUGCCAAAUGUAUUAAUCUUUAUUAUUCAUAUCUCACUGAGUGUUUAGCACCAUUGAGGUGAAAAUGUGCUAUCUUACAGAUGUAUUUCUCAGAUUGAUUUAGUCAGGUUAAAUCAUAUUUUUGACAAAAAGGGUUCAUUUGAAUAUUAAGCACACAGUUGGGUUACCUGAAAUUUUUUAUGUACAAGGUAACAGUUUUUUAAACUGUCAUAUCAAAAAUAAGCUGUUUGCUUUAAUUUGCCUAUGUGUUAAUACUAGAACUGAUCUCUAGACAUCUUCCCAGCGUAUGAUUUUUUAUAUACAGCGCCAAAAAUCUUCAAAAAUCAUACUGAUAACAGGACUCACAAUUCGAUAACCAUUUAUGGCACUUAUUUUUUUCUGUGUACAAUCUUUAAUCAUUUAUAAAAAUGGGUUUCUAUGAAAUCAUAUAGUGUAAUUUUUAAUCAUACCUAUAUAUCUUUAAGGGUCUAUAUAUUGCUAUAGGAUAUUUUUACAUAAUUAAAGCUUCUCAACCGAGCACAUUCCAGUCAUCUCUAUAUUCCGAACGAAGUAAAUGUGUGUAUAGUGGAUGUCCUCUAUGGACAAUCAAAUACUUGUCUGAUCUCUUUCCGGUAAAUCUCUUAAGCAAGAGACAACCACACAAAUCAGAUUACAGGUUAUUGGAAAUGUAUACCCGUUUUAACAUUACAAAGGUGAUCUGCUUUCUAUAUGAAUGAGGCCUUGACUUACUGCAUGAAACAUCAAUCAUUUGUAUGUUUUGCGAAUGAAAUAUUUCUUAAGAAAGAAUGAAGGAAAGAUGGAGAAAAGGAAAAGAAAACACAAAAAUUGACGGACCAAUCAAUUCAAUCGUUAUAAUUUUCAUUUCAAUUAAUAAAUUUAAUAAAUGAUUAAAGAAUAGAUGAAUAAACAUUGGUUAUUUGCAAGAAAAAUGUUAUUGAUAUUAGAAUGGCAUUGAUGAAUUUUAAAUGACAAUAUAUUAAAUAUACAUUGUUGUUUACAGUAUAUAACAAAGUCUUUGUCUCUUUUUUAUGAUAUAUGUAUUUGUAUAUAUUGAAUAAACAUUAGAUGUGUCAGUACGCAUUCAUUUAAAAUUUUUAACAGUUUUUUGAAUUGUUAUUUUUUUCCUUUUGAAAAUAGUUCACUUUUUAAUGACCAGACUAAAUU